AUGAUGCUCCCUGUCGCCGCGCCGGCGCCCCAGCGCACGCGCGUGCUGCGCGGGGGUCCCAUUUGGCCGUCCGUGCGAGGCGCGCGUCUUCUCCGCGCGCUGACGUCCGGCGGGCUCCAGGAAGAGCAGGAGGGCCAAGAGUAUCAAGAGCAGAUUGCAGACAACCAGUUUAGUGCCGAAUUCCCCUAUGAACUGGAGCUUUGCGUUCCGACGGCCGGUCACUUGGCUUUAGUAUUGGUGCGAAGACCCCCGGGGGUACAAUUAAAGUCCCCGGCCCGGAGCAACACUACUCCCGUGACGCCCACAGCUUCCGCUUCAGCCCCCGCUGCGCCCCGAGUCGUCUACGUACUGGACGCUCUCCCGCCCUCACGUCGUGGGGGCUACGAAGACAAGAGCAAGAGCAGGAAAAAUAAGACCCCGGGGGCACAAUUACCUCCCCAGCAGGUGGACGAGCUGGAGCUGCUCGAGGAGCUCUUUGCCCCCCACACAAGAGCUGCUGGGGGUAAAGAAGGCAGCGUAUUGAUCAAGGCCCCUCUAUUGUGUGCCAGGUUCGACUGCCGCGUGGUUUCCAUCAGGUUUAUUCGCAGUGGGGGGAGUCCACCGAAGCCUCAGAAACUCAAUAAAAGCAGCAGCAGAGGCCUCAACGACUCGUUUAAUUCGUCGUCGGGGGCUUCUAAUUCGUCGUCGAGGGCCGUGGGGGCUGCAGCGCCGUUGAGAUGCGUCGUGGCGAGGGAAGACGGCAUGGCGUUCCUAUGGGAGUGGCAGGCGGAUCUGUUCCAGUGGGUCUUCCUGAACAGGUUGUGCUUCUUGGAGAACCCGAAUUUGAAGUGGACGCGGCCUGUGGCGGCCUUUACGACGACGGACUUGCCUCUGGAUAGUACGGUGCUGGGCUUGAGUGGAGAGACUGGAAGCAGUGGCGGUGGAUCGGGGUCAAGCGGCGCGACGGAGCUCGUGUGGUGGUCGACGGCUACCAAGCAGGAGCCGAAACUGAAGCUCCGACGACUGCGCUUUGAACGCGCGACGGAUGCACUGCGUGCGACGGAUGUGGUUGUUGGGAGCGCCUUCACGCCAAAGCCGGUGUGUGAUGGUGUUGUCAAGUUGCUGAGCUCCAAGCUCGGGUUGUUUGCUAUCUCGAAGACACAAGGCGUAUUCUUCCGGAGCUCGACGGCCUCCCUGCGUACUGUGGGGCUGAGUUGGCACAGUGUUUUCUCGCUCGAGGAGGGAAGCGUGACUCCGGAGAUGACACAGCUCAUGCAACGCGACUGCGGGAAAUGCAAGUUCUGGACCAUUUCAGGUGGUGCUAGCUCUAUUGGGCUGUGGUCUCCAAGUGGCUUCUGGACGAUUCGCUUGCCACCUGCAAAGGCAAUUGCAGGCGCGUUGCACCAGCCGCCAUCUUUGAAGCAGGAAAGCAAAUGUGACGGGCAGGAUAAAGAUCCCGAGUCAGCGUUCUUGGCAGUGAAAAAUUACGGCACGGGUGACCUGCACUUAGAAGCGGUGCGGUACGCUCUGGCAGUGUUGGAGCAAGUUGCCCCCUCUGCGAUGGACCCGACUCAAAGCCACCCUGAAGCCUGGGAAGCUGUUUGGAACACCGUCACUAGCCCAGCGUUGCUCUUGGCGCUGCUCGACAAUCGAGCCACAUCGGAGCACGUCGUCCACGAGCUCGCGCAGCAUGUAGCCGCGAUAUACAAGACGGCGAGUGGAAUUCGCUCCUAUGGCCGUUUGGAUGGUGCAGGUGCUGGCACAACACCUGAUAACCAUUUGCUUCGACUGACACCGGCCAACCUGGAGUCGCUCCACCAUCUCGCCAAUUGGAUUGUCCUGGCAAAGCGUAAACUUGCUCGUCUGGAAGGAACCAGUAGUGAGUCAUCUUCUGAAGGUCCUAGCUAUCGACAGACUCGAGCAGUGAGCGAGCUUACAACCGUACUCGCCAACGAAGACGAUUUAACAGCAGCACAAGAUGAGCACAGCAACAUUCGACGUAAGGAUUCGAGUCUAGACCCGGAAGACGCGCGGAACUUUCGGUUGAGUCGCAAACUGCGUCCUAUGAGCAGUUUGCGUUUCGCUGCUGGCUGCAGCACCAGCUCGGAGCGUCAAGGGCGGCAGUGGCUAUUACAGCUCGAGUCUUUUCUUUUGGAUGGCGUGGAUUUCAAGGAGCAACAGGUGCAGGGUGCUCCGCGUCGUAUGAUUCGGGCCGAAGCAACGCCAAGCCAUCGCCUGUUUCACAGUGAACGUGUGCUAGCAGAUUUCCGCAACGUUGCCGCGUCGUCAUUCUCCAAGCACAUGUACCUGGAGUCUAUGAGCCGCUUGUAUCUGCUGUACGAGCCGUCUUCACUGCUCCCGUUUAUCCGGUGCGUGGAGCGGUUUUGCCCACGGAUCUUUUCGCUAUCUGGACACCAGCCUUUGGCUCGAUCACACGCUGAACGAGCUCUGACGCUGUUCCCUCCAUUGGAGUUUUUCACGCGCAAAGUGCUUCGAGGAAAAGAGAGCAAGGACGGACAAGCCGCCAAGGCAUCGCUGUUAGCCGUGCAGGGCUCUACUGCAGUGUCAUCUGUACGAAGAGAGCAAACAGAAGCUUCUACUGCUGCUGAAGAGCCCGCUGAACGAGCAAAGUCCAGGAGAAGAUGA
Messenger RNA from Phytophthora sojae, 2625 nucleotides. RefSeq lists its product as hypothetical. NCBI's taxonomy places the organism in Eukaryota, Oomycota, Peronosporomycetes, Peronosporales, Peronosporaceae. The record is from RefSeq and is a predicted model, not a curated record. The transcript is spliced from 3 exons. The coding region runs from base 1 to 2625 and encodes 874 amino acids.